Messenger RNA from Gallus gallus (chicken), 802 nucleotides. RefSeq names its product chromosome unknown C17orf49 homolog (gene BACC1). The coding region runs from base 141 to 650 and encodes 169 amino acids. The transcript is spliced from 6 exons. The record is from RefSeq and is a predicted model, not a curated record. Lineage: Eukaryota; Metazoa; Chordata; Aves; Galliformes; Phasianidae. Gene Ontology annotation, cellular component: NURF complex; MLL1 complex.
GGAAGUGGGCGCGGCCGCCACCGGGAGGAGCGGGCAGAGCGCCCCGCGCCGCCGCCACCAUUGAGGCGGACGCGGAGCGGCGGCGGCGGCGCGCGGAGGGCGGAAGCGGCGGCGGUGGAACGACGCCGGGGCCCGCCGCCAUGACAUCGGCAUCCACCAAGGUCGGGGAGAUCUUCUCGGCCGCCGGCGCCGCCUUCUCCCGCCUGGGGGAGCUCACCAUGCAGCUGCACCCCAUGGCCGACAGCCCCGCGGGCCAUGGGGCGCUGUGGGGCAGGGCCAAGUGGACGGCGGCGGAGUUGGAGCUGCUGCGCGCGGCCGUGCGGCGCUUUGGGGACGACCUGCAGCGCAUCAGCGCCAUCAUCAGGGAGCGCACGCUCGCUCAGCUCCGCGGCGCGGCGCGCCGGAAGGCGUACGAAGAGGGCGGGAUCGCAGUGCCGCCGCCCCCCCCCGAUUCACCCAAACGGGGGCAGCGCCGACCCGGGGGGGGGGCGGGGGGGGGCGGGGCGUCCCCGGAGCCUCCCCCGAAGAGACCCAAAUCCGCUUCCGAGCCCCCCCCCACUGAGGCCGACCCCCCCGGGGGGGACGUGGUGGACGUGGAGGGAUUGGGGGAACCCCCCCCCCCAAAAAGGACCCCCCCGGAAUUGGUGUGAAUGGAGCCCUCCGUGGGACCCCCCCUUAAAGGACCCCCCAACAACCGACGGACGCCGCCCCCCCCCCCCCCCCCUCCGGGACCCCCAAAUCCCAUCGGGGUUCCCCCCCCCCCCAUAUUUGCACCCCAAUAAACGGCUGUGACCCCCCCCAC